Ectocarpus siliculosus is the source of this 444-nucleotide messenger RNA. NCBI's taxonomy places the organism in Eukaryota, Phaeophyceae, Ectocarpales, Ectocarpaceae. The record is from the annotation of a GenBank genome assembly.
AUGGCCCCCGCGACCAAGAACAAGAAGUCUGCCGGCGUAUCGCGUUCGUACACGGUCCUUCGAAAGUCGACGCUAGACCCGAAAAAGAAAGUUUCGAGCCAGGGGACAUCACGUACAACCACCAAAACCGGUGCGCACCUGGCAGCGAGAGUGGCUCUCAGGAAGCGCACGCGACCAUCCAGAAUCUACCUGUACCGCAAGAAGAAAAUUGUCACGUUCUCCAUCAAGUACACGAAAAACAAAGACGGUAAGGUCAAGGCGUCUGCCAAGCAGAUUCGUUCGGUGACGGCGAAGCGCAAGAAAACGUCUUCCACCAAAAAAUCCACCAAGAAGAAGAGGAAGACAACGAAGCGUAAGACCACAAGACGUACGACCACGAAGCGUGGCACCCCGACGGCCGCCGCGAUCAAGAAGAAGAUUCUUAGGCUGUCGCAAAUGUUGUAG